Talaromyces proteolyticus is the source of this 2094-nucleotide messenger RNA. Its product is annotated as acetoacetyl-CoA synthase. The record is from RefSeq and is a predicted model, not a curated record. Bases 1 to 2094 code for a protein of 697 amino acids. Gene Ontology annotation, cellular component: cytosol. Gene Ontology annotation, molecular function: acetoacetate-CoA ligase activity. The transcript has 2 exons. Lineage: Eukaryota; Fungi; Ascomycota; Eurotiomycetes; Eurotiales; Trichocomaceae. Gene Ontology annotation, biological process: lipid metabolic process.
AUGCUCCCUCCAUCAACUACAGGUCUCGCCGAGGCCAAAGAACUGUGGCAGCCAUCAGCGCCUGAGAAGACGCAGAUCCACCAAUUCAAAAAACUUGUCAGCCAGAAAUACAAACUGCAGCUGGAAACCUACCACGACCUCUACAAAUGGAGUGUUACAGAACCAGCCCAGUUCUGGGAGGAAGUCUGGCAUUAUACAGCCGUCAAGGCACAUUCGCCGUAUUCUAAUGUUCUUGACCCUAAUGCCCCGCUGUACCCUAAACCUCGUUUCUUUGAAGGCAGCCGCCUCAAUUUCGCCGAGAAUCUUCUGUUCCCAGAAAACUGUCCAGGAGACGACCAGAUCGCCAUCAUCGGCGCUACCGAGUCCGAUCGCGAGUUCGUGACAUGGAAGGAAUUGCGCGAGCGCGUGCGGAUAUGCGCCAAUGCCAUGAGACAGAAUGGAGUGACCAUCGGAGAUCGAAUCGCAGGCUUUGUUGGGAACCAUGUGAAUGCCGUGGUGGUCAUGUUGGCGGCGACCUCGAUCGGCGCUUUCUGGACAGCCAUCUCCCCAGAUUCCGGCGUCCACGCUGUGCUGGAACGUCUUGUUCAGAUACAACCGAAAUUAUUGUUCGCAGACAACGGCUCACUGUACAAUGGAAAAGUCCACCCCACCGAGUCCAAAGUCGUGGAGAUUGUGGCGGGUUUGCCAUCCCUAGAGCGUGUUGUGAUCUUGCAGGCAACGAAAUCGGCGGAACUUGACUUGAAAAAGAUACAACCUGUAAAUGGGUCAGCCUCGGUUUACAAAAGCUUUAUUGUCGAAGCUUUAAAUCUAGACACGCCAUUGAAAUUCGAGCUGCUGGAACCAGAUCAUCCAGUAUAUAUUCUUUAUUCAUCUGGAACCACCGGAGCUCCUAAGCCCAUUGUGCACGGCGCAUUGGGGACAUUGAUACAACAUAAAAAGGAACAUGUUUUGCACUCUGAUAUACGGCCUGGCGAUAGACUGUUUUAUUACACCACGACUACAUGGAUGAUGUGGCAUUGGCUCGUGUCGGCGCUUGCCAGCGGUGCCACAAUUAUAGUCUACGAUGGAAGUCCCUUUCGUCCCCUUGAUGUUGAAGAUGGGAAAGGCGAGAUAGCCAUGGCUCGGCUGAUCGAUGAGCUGCAAAUAACACAUUUUGGAACAUCUGCAAAAUACCUCUCUAUAAUCGAGCAAGCGUCCUUAAACCCACGAAGCCAUCCUCACCGGCCAGUGAAUUUAGAGAUGUUGCGGGCAAUUUUCAGCACUGCAGCGCCAUUAGCCCCUUCUACAUUUGAUUACAUUUAUUCUUCAUUCCAUCCAGAUAUCAUGCUCGGGUCUAUCACGGGCGGAACUGACAUUAUUUCUCUCUUCGGUGCCUCAUGCCCGAUCUUGCCCGUGCAUCGGGGCGAGAUUCAAUGCCGUGGUUUGGGCAUGGCGGUAGCCACAUUUGACUAUGCUGGCAAUGAUAUAACGGCUACAAACGAGCCCGGUGACUUGGUCUGCACCAAGCCCUUCCCGGCACAACCUGUGAUGUUUUGGCCCCCUGGGCCCGAAGGCAGUGAGAAGUAUAGAAAAAGUUACUUCGAUGUCUUCGGCCCUCACAUAUGGCACCACGGCGACUUCUUACGGGUAAACCCAGAAACCGGCGGCCUGGUCAUGCUAGGUCGAAGCGACGGGGUGUUGAAACCCGCAGGCGUGCGAUUCGGCAGCGCGGAGAUAUAUAAUGUUAUUUUGAAACAUUUUUCCAGCGAGAUUGAAGAUUCCUUGUGCAUUGGACGCAGGCGCGAAGGUAUAGAUACGGAUGAAACAGUUGUGCUUUUCGUGAAACUCGCUCCAGAGAGUUUAGCAUCGGGUCUGCAGAUUUCGCAGGAUUUGAUCGGCAGGAUUCAGGCGGCCAUUCGCAAAGAACUCAGUGCAAGACAUGUACCGGGUAUUAUCGAUGUUUGUCCUGGGAAUGAGAUCCCAGUGACCUCGAAUGGAAAGAAGGUGGAGAAUGCUGUGAAACAGAUUCUCUGUGGCCUGAAUAUCAAGACGUCUGCGAGUGUGGCUAAUGCGGCGUGCUUAGAAUGGUAUAGAAAGUGGGCAGCGGAGCAUUAA